Messenger RNA from Aphis gossypii (cotton aphid), 2627 nucleotides. RefSeq names its product potassium channel subfamily K member 1-like. Gene Ontology annotation, biological process: stabilization of membrane potential; potassium ion transmembrane transport. The transcript is spliced from 5 exons. Gene Ontology annotation, molecular function: potassium ion leak channel activity. The coding region runs from base 121 to 1062 and encodes 313 amino acids. NCBI's taxonomy places the organism in Eukaryota, Metazoa, Arthropoda, Insecta, Hemiptera, Aphididae. The record is from RefSeq and is a predicted model, not a curated record. Gene Ontology annotation, cellular component: membrane.
CGCCCGGCAGUCAGUCACCGGCCGACCGUGUUGCGAUGACGAGACCGCCGCGUCAGCGGAGCUCGCCACGCGCCGCCCGGCAUUAGCGCGGACCGCCGCCGCACGCGCCGCGCGGUCGCCAUGUGGUCGCCGGCCACCGUACGCCUGUUGGUGUUCAUCGGCUUUUACGUGUCGUUCUUGGCGAUCGGAGCGUUCGUGUUCUCUGCCAUCGAGGCGCCGGAGGAAGCGGCCCGAGUCAGGGAACUCAAGGACCUCCGGCAAGAGUUUCUCGACGGGCACACGUGUGUCAGAGAUGAUUCAAUGGAGAAUUUUAUAAAAGAAGUUUUAUCUGCUAGUAACAGAGGUGUUUCAGCAGCUAAAAAUGUUUCAGGAGAACCAAACUGGAGUUUUGGCCAAUCUUUAUUUUUUGCUUGUACCGUAAUAACAACUAUAGGUUAUGGCCAUGUUACUCCGCUAUCUCAAGAAGGAAAAUUGUUCUGUAUGCUCUACGCACUUUUUGGUAUACCCUUGACACUAGUACUAUUGACUGCACUGGUCGACCGGUUGAUGAUACCCACGACAAAGUAUCUACACUUUCUCAACAGCCGCCUUGGACAUUUAUAUCCACCAUUCACUAUUCGGUUAUUACACUUUGGCACCAUACUCUGCACACUGAUAUUUCUGUUUUUACUGCUGCCUGCGGCAAUGUUCACACACUUGGAACCCGAAUGGAACUAUAUGGAUUCAUUGUAUUAUUGUUUUAUAUCACUCACUACUAUUGGUCUUGGAGACUACAUUCCGGGCGACGCGCCAGAUCAAAAGUACAGACCGCUCUACAAACUAAUGAUAACCGGCUAUUUGGUUGUGGGACUUGUAUGUGUGAUGCUAACAUUGUCUAUUUACUACGACAUUCGACAAUUAAACUUUGGCGUGCUUUUUAUGUUGGAAAACGACGAAACCCGUUCCAUUGAUCCAGAAAAAAUGCAUUUACAAGAACCUGGAACAAACAGGACCAAGUAUACAAAUGAAAAAGAUUCACCCACAAGCUUGGAGGAUACCACUCCAAUACACAGCAUCCCUUAAAAUUAGGUUGAAAUAAUAAUUAUAACCAACGAUUUCUGCUGUAUACAGUGAUGACAAUUACCUAAAUUCGACCAAAACCAAAAUCUCUAUCCUAAAACUAAUUAUUAUAAUAAUUAUUAAUUAUAUUAUAUUAAUAUAUUAUUAUUGUUAUUACCUUUAGAUUAUAAAUUAAUAGAUUAUAAAAGAUAUAUCGUUAUUUAUAUUAUUGAUUUUACUGAACGAAACAAAUUAUUAAUCCAGCCACAAGAUAAUAUUUAAAAAUGUAAUUAUACUUUGAAUAGUUUGAAAAGACAAUACCAUUAAAUUAGUUAAGAAUUAUAUAAUCUAAUUAGAUAAAUAAAAAUAUAUAAUAAAACGAAGACUUCAAAAGGUAAAAGUUUUAUUUUUCUUCGUAUCUAUAAUUUAAUAUAACUAUAUUGAUUUCAUAAUCUACUAUGAAAAUAGCAUUAUUAUAAAAUGUCGUGUAUUUUAAAUGAGUAAGUAUUCUCAUAACACUUAUUUUUCCAUAAAUUUGUAUUACUAUAAUUUACAGAAAAAUAAAUUCAAGUAUUUUUAUCAAUUAAAAAUUAAAGCAUUCAUCAUCAAUUAAUUAUGGUAUAAUUAUUACAAUGUUAAAAAAAAUAAAGAUGUUGUAUUUUAAGUUUUGCAAUAAAUGUUAUGUUUUCAUAUUAUUUAUUAACAAAAAAAAAAAAAAUGUAAUAAUUGGUAUAGCUUAGUAAGUGUAGCUCACUUCUAAAUAAAAAGUUCAGAAUUUAAAAUAAAACUUUCUCACUUUUAGCUGAAAACUAUUGCAAUUGAGUAUAGAUUUCAUGCUAUAGUGAGUAUAUAAUAUAUUGCAUAAGACUUUUAUUGUUUGCUUGUUAAAGUUUACAGUACAAUAUACAUAACAAAUCUUGUAGAUUCUGUAUAAAUAAAUAUACAUAAAAGGCAGAACUACGACAUUUCGCUCCCAAGUGCAAGUAUUUUUUUCCUUUAAAAUACAAACAAUAACUUUAUACAAUAAACAUUUAUAAGAAUAUAUAAUAUAUAUAUACUAUUAAAUAAUGAACGAAUUAUUUUUUUUUUCAAAAUAAUUUUAAUAUUAAAAUUCUUUAAUAACGGAUAAAGUAAUAAUUCAAAUAAUAAUAUUACUGAUAAAUAUCUUUAUAAUAUAAAAAAAAGUAUUUUAAAUGUUAUUCAUUGUCUUAGAAUCGCCAUGUCAUCUAAAUAAUAUUAAAAAUUAAUUGAAAAAAGAAUAACAAAUAAAUGUUCAAUAAUGAAUAUUGUUAGUGGAUACUCCUCUGCUGUACAUCAGGUGUCGAGUAGGUAAUUAUUAUAGGUGUACUUAAUUUGAGUUAAAUAAUGUAUUAUAAUAUCAUUGUAUACGAAAAAUGAUUCUGAGAGUAAACGGUCUGUCAGCUUUUAUUACUAAGUUUAUUUCAUUAUAUGCUUUUUUGAUAUAGGUAUUAAAGUAACUUAUUUUAUUUAUAACAUUUAAGUAGGUUGAUAAAGUUUUUUCAGAAAAUAUUGCAUUUAUUAUAUUCUUAGUAUUAAAAUAUUGUAACAAUAUAUAUAAUAGUAUUAUA